AUGGAGGCCCCAAGCCAUGAAGCAAGGGAACCAGGAAAGUGUGAGUCUGUGACUAAAGCUGGUGUCCUUCCCAUGAUUCAGUCAGCCCCCAGCAACUACCAGUGCCCUGAAUGUGGGAAAAACUUUCGACGGAGCCCAAACUUGUUAACUCACCAGAGGACCCACACGGGCGAGAAACCUUUCCAGUGCCCCAUGUGUGGGAGAAGCUUUGCUCAACGGUCGAGCCUGACCAUCCACCUGAGGAUCCACACGGGGGAGACUCCCUACCCCUGUCCCCAGUGCGGAAGGUGUUUCCGCCAGAGCUCAAACCUUCUUAAACACAGGCAGCUCCACGAAGGGGUGAGGCCUCACUUGUGCUCCGAAUGCGGUAAAUGCUUUGCUCAGCGCUCCAACCUGCUCACCCACCAACGGAUUCACACGGGGGAGAAGCCCUUCCUGUGUUCCGAAUGUGGGCAAACUUUCCGGCAGCACCGCAGUCUUCUUAGCCACCAGAGGUGUCACAAAGGGAACGUGUCCAAUGGACAUAAUUGCCCCGAGUGUGGGAAAAACUUCACACAGAAUUCGGACCUGGUGAAACAUCUGAGAGUCCACACGGGGGAGAUGCCCUACACUUGCCUCUACUGCGGGAAGGCCUUUCGUUACGUCUCGAAUCUCAAUCGGCACAAACGAACCCACACGGGGGAAAAACCCCAUGCUUGCCGCCAGUGUGGUGAAUGUUUCAGCCAUUUGUCCAGCCGGAAUAUGCACGAGAGAAUUCACACAGGCGAAAAGCCCUUUGGCUGUGCUGAGUGUGGGAAGAUGUUCAUUUCCAGCUCUAAGCUCUCUCAGCAUCUGAAAAUCCACACCGGAGAAAAGCCGUAUCACUGCCAGGAGUGUGGGAAAAGCUUUAACCAGAGCUCGGCCCUCACUCAACAUCAGAGGAUUCACACUGGAGAGAAGCCCUACGGCUGUGUCAGUUGUGGCAAAAGAUUCAGUCAAAGCUCCGCUCUGACCCAGCACCAGAGGAUCCAUACUGGGGAGAGGGCCUACGCCUGCCUCGACUGCGGGAAGAGCUUCAUUUACCAGUCAGCUCUGAUUCGGCAUCGGCGAAUCCACACGGGAGAGAAGGUGAAACGGCCACUUAUCUGUCACGUCUGUGGGAAGAACUUCAGAUAUAGCUCCCAUCUGGUCAACCACCAGCGGAUCCACACGGGAGAGAAACCCUAUCACUGCACAGACUGUGGGAAAAAUUUCAUCCAGAACUCAGCGCUCAAAAGGCACCAGAGGAGUCACCGAGGUGACAGGCCCUAUCGGUGUUCAGAUUGUGGGAAAAGCUUUAGUCGGAAUGCCCAUUUGGCCAAACACCAAGGGAUUCACACUGGGUUAAAACCUUACGAGUGUCUGGACUGUGGGAAGAAAUUCAGCGUGAAGAUGAACCUCGUGAUUCACCAGCGAAUUCACACGGGAGAGAAACCGUACACGUGCUUGGAAUGUGGGAAAAGCUUUAGCCAAAGGGCUCAUUUCAUUAUCCACCGGAGAAUUCACACGGGAGAGAAGCCUUACGAGUGUCCAGACUGUGGGAGAGCCUUCCGUAACUUCAGCACCCAUCAAAGGAUCCACACCGGCGAAAAACCUUACAAAUGCCCUGAAUGCGGCAAAAGGUACGGGGCCAGCUCAACUCUGAGUAGACAUCGGAAAAUCCACAUGGAAGAAAAGCCUUACAAAUGCCCAGACUGCGACAAAAGUUUCAGUUACAAAGCAGAUCUCAUCAAGCAUCACCGUGUUCACACGGGGGAGAAACCUUAUGUGUGUGCCGAGUGUGGGAAAAGUUUUAGUCAAAGCUCCAAUUUUGUUACUCACCAGAGAAGCCACACGGGGGAGAAACCUUAUGAAUGUCCUGACUGCGGAAAAAGUUUUACUGUGAGCUCGAGCCUUAUCGAGCACCAGCGGGUCCACACAGCUGAAAAGCCCUUCUUGUGCCUGGAGUGUGGGAAAAGUUUUAAUCGCAGCUCCCAUCUCAGUGUGCACCAGAGGAUUCACACAGGGGAAAGGCCUUUUCAGUGCCCCGAUUGUGGGAAAGGCUUCACCAUUCUCUCCACUCUCAGUAAACACCAGAGAAUCCACACAGGAGAGAAACCUUAUAAAUGCCCCAAAUGUGAGCGGAGUUUUCGGGUGAGCUCCAUCCUGACUCAACAUAUUAGGACCCACACGGGAGAGAAGCCGUAUGUUUGCUCCGAGUGUGGGAGGAGCUUCAGUCAAAAAUCGCCUCUUAUUGCUCACCAGAAGCUUCACGGUCGUCAGAAAACCCGAUAG
Molecule: messenger RNA, 2292 nt
Organism: Protobothrops mucrosquamatus (brown spotted pit viper)
Lineage: Eukaryota; Metazoa; Chordata; Lepidosauria; Squamata; Viperidae
Product: zinc finger protein 850-like
Exons: 4
Coding region: 1-2292 (763 amino acids)
Source: RefSeq, a predicted model, not a curated record